CACUGAUAAUAGCAGAUUCCUAAUCAUCUCCUCCACACUAUAGGAAACACACAUAAUUACACCCAACAAUCCUUUUCACUAUAGAAACCUGUGCUUUUAAGCUAUUCACUUACUUUUCUUUCAUUUCUUGCUUCUCUUUUUCUUCAACCCUCCAAUAUAAAUACAUAGCAAUCUCCAUCACCUUAUUUUCACCACCAUAUACCCAUCUUUUUGUUUUUAAUUUUUUUUUCUCCUCUUCCAUAAUGAAUCCUUCAUGCACCACCACUUCUGUCAAUGGCUUCUACAACUUUAUCACGCGAGGACUCGAUGAUCUUGAUCGAUGUUUCCUCUCUAACAACUUCUUGUCAGUUCAAUUCUUGCAAAAAGUCCUCUCCUCACUCCAAUCAUUCCACUCCCAAUUGACCCUUUUGGUUCAAAGGCUUCAUCUUCCCAUAGGAGAAAAGUGGCUAGAUGAGUACAUGGAUGAAAGCUCAAGGUUAUGGGAAGCCUGUCUUAUUCUCAAAUCUGGAGUUUCAGGAAUGGAAAAUUAUUACUCUUCUGGUGCUAAUAUAGCUUCUUCUCUCGAUGGAUUCCACUAUUUGAAUGCACAAGGCUCACGCCAGGUUCAUAGGGCAAUGAUGGGUAGCCAAAGGGAAAUUCUAGUGUUGGAAGAAGAUAACAAGAGCUUGAUGGAAACUAGAGUUCGAGCAUUAGCACUACAGUUUGAUGAGAAUGUGUCAAUAGAAUCAAAGUUGAAUGCGUAUAAUGGUUUUCGAGGAGUUCUUUAUGCAAUGAGAAAUGUUAGUUCAUUGCUUCUAAUGAUAUUGUUUGAAGGGCUUGUUUAUUAUUGGCCUGAAACAAGUUUUUGCCAAAGAGGGUAUGAAGGGCAUGUGCUAUUUGGGUCAUCUUUUAUGGUCUCAAUGGCAAGGUUGCAACAAAGAGUGGCAAAUGAGAUGGACCAAAUUGGUGGACAACCAGGAAUCCUGCUUUAUGAGUUUAGACAAGCAAAAAUUGCCAUGGAAGAGCUAAAAGUUGAUUUAGAAAGUAUUAUGGAGUAUGAAUCAGAACUUGAGAUCCAAGACAAAGUUGACAACUUGAAGAAUUGCUUUGGGUUGUUGAGAUGUGGGGUUGAGACUAUAAUUGGGCAGCUUGAUGAUUUCUUUGAUGAAAUAGUUGAAGGAAGGAAGAAGCUUUUGGACAUGUGCACUCACAGGUAGAGAAAGAGAAGAGAAAGGAGAAUUGCACAUGAACAACCAUAGCUAGGUAGCUAGAGGGAGAGCUAGCAAAAAAAGGUGAAAAGAACUAAAAAAUUUCUGUUGCUGAUACUGUGAUCAUUCCUAAAACUCACUAAUUAUCAGAGAAUCAGAGUUCAACUUCUAUCCCAUCAAAUAAUUUAUCAUAUAUGGCAUUA
Molecule: messenger RNA, 1390 nt
Organism: Hevea brasiliensis (rubber tree)
Lineage: Eukaryota; Viridiplantae; Streptophyta; Magnoliopsida; Malpighiales; Euphorbiaceae
Exons: 2
Coding region: 243-1196 (317 amino acids)
Source: RefSeq, a predicted model, not a curated record